Molecule: messenger RNA, 1236 nt
Organism: Cyclopterus lumpus (lumpfish)
Lineage: Eukaryota; Metazoa; Chordata; Actinopteri; Perciformes; Cyclopteridae
Product: excitatory amino acid transporter 3-like
Exons: 11
Coding region: 1-1236 (411 amino acids)
Biological process (GO): L-glutamate transmembrane transport
Cellular component (GO): plasma membrane
Molecular function (GO): L-glutamate transmembrane transporter activity; neutral L-amino acid transmembrane transporter activity; glutamate:sodium symporter activity
Source: RefSeq, a predicted model, not a curated record
AUGAAAAUGGAGAACGUUACUGAGGAGGAAAACACGAGAGGCUGCUUUGGCUGUGUGAAGAGAUGCCGGGAUUACAUUGUGCGGAGUGCAUUUCUGGAUAGAAAUCUAGCAGCGGUUGCUCUGGGUAUUGUCCUGGGCUUGAUCAUCAAGUUCUCUGUCACUCUGUCCGAACAAGGCAAAUUCUACAUCAAUUUACCAGGAGAGUUUAUAAUCCAUGCUUUGCAUGUGGUUACCACUCCUUUCCUCAUCACAAGUGUGACGACAGGGUUGAUCCUGGCUCUGUCCAUCGAGCCAGGAGUGGAUGCCAUGAGAAAAGAAGAUACAGAAGAUACAGAAGAUAAGAAGAUCUUCUCUAUCGGUGACGUCUUGUUGAAUCUAGUCUUGAACAUUAUCCCAGAAAACCCGGUCUUGGAUUUAAUCCGACAGUACAAGAUUGAGAGGUUUGAGUUUAACAUUGAGGCGGAUGAGCAACAUUUGACUUUGGAGCAGAAUGCAACACAAGUGCGAAUUGUGAGACAUUAUGUUGAAGGCACCAACUUAUUGGGCCUGAUGUCCUGUUCUUAUCUGAUUGGCCUGGGCAUCAUCAGGAUGGGAGAACGUGAAGGUGUCCUAUUAGAGUUAUAUACUGUGUUCGACGAGGCAGCACAAUGUGUGGUCCAUUGGAUUCUGGGCUUCUUGCCAUUUGGAAUGGUCUUCAUGGUCAUAGGCAUCGUCGUUGAGGCGGACGACUGGGAAAUAGCCAUCAAACUCGGAAAGUUCAUGGGAGUAGUAGUUUUUGGGCUUAUAAUCCAUGGAUCAUUAGUUUUACCCCUGAUCUAUUUCCUGUUUGCGAGAUGUAACCCCUAUGCUGUCAUCAAGGAGGUUUUUCCUGCCUUAAAGACUGCACUCAUUGUCUCUUCCAGAUCUGCCACACUGCCACUCACUUUCCAAUGUUGUGAGGAGAGACUCAAGAUCGACAAAAGAAUCAGUCGCCUCAUUCUGCCCAUCUGGACCAACAUCAAAAUGGAUGGAACGGUCCUUUAUGAAGUGGUCGCAGUAGUUUUCGUUGCCCAAAUCAACCACAUCGAUCUGGACUUGAACAAGUUGAUUAUCAUCGCAGACCGCUGCAACACAGUUAUAAAUGUCAUGGGAGACUGCAUUGGCUUGGCACUUAUUCAAGAAUUGUCAAAAGGAGAUCUGGAAGACAUCGAGGAGCAGGAACAGGAAAUGGAAAGGAUGCAUGGCAGUGAUGCUUAA